Molecule: messenger RNA, 1593 nt
Organism: Beauveria bassiana ARSEF 2860
Lineage: Eukaryota; Fungi; Ascomycota; Sordariomycetes; Hypocreales; Cordycipitaceae
Product: amino acid permease
Exons: 10
Coding region: 1-1593 (530 amino acids)
Biological process (GO): transmembrane transport
Cellular component (GO): membrane
Molecular function (GO): transmembrane transporter activity
Source: RefSeq, a predicted model, not a curated record
AUGGCCUCGGAGCUGCAUCAGCGGCAGCGUCAUGCCAAGUAUGAGGCAGAUGUAGAACUGGAGAGUGAAGAGAGAAGGGACGAGCGUGUUGUGGAAAAACUAGGGUACAAGCCAGUCUUGCACCGGUCGCUGACAGCGUUUCAGAAUUUUGCGACAAGCUUUGCUGCUCUUUACUUUGUCGGAGGCGUCCGCGUUACUUUUUCUACUGGCAUUGCCGCUGGUGGCAACUUGGCUUACUGGACGAGCUUUAUUGUUACGUGUAUUUUUACAUUCAUCACUGCUGCUGUUAUUGCUGAGAUUUGCUCGUCGCUCCCCCUUGCGGGCUCCAUCUAUCUCUGGGCUGCCGAAGCUGGGGGACCUCGAUAUGGGCGCCUCUUUGGCUAUGUCGUUGCAUGGUGGAGUACAAUGGCUUGGACAACGUUUUGCGCAAGCAACACACAGGCUGCUGUCAACUACAUGCUCUCAGAAAUCUCGGUCUUUGAACUCGACUUUCCUUCGGACAGCUCUAGUAUAAAGUUUCGCGCUGUACAGUGGAUUGCGACCGAAGUGAUGCUGGCGCUUGCUGCCAUCUGGAACCUUUUACCUCCUAGAUACUUCAAAUGGAUCUUCUACCUGUCUACCGGGACCGUCCUGCUCGACUUCAUUUUGAACUUGGUCUGGCUACCCAUCGCGACCAGCAAGACCUACGGCUUUCGCUCAGCCCACGAUGCAUUCAUGACUACUUACAACGGAACUGGGGCACCAGCCGGCUGGAACUGGUGUUUAUCAUACCUGGCUACAGCCGGCAUCUUGAUUGGGUUUGAUGCUUCUGGCCAUGUCGCUGAGGAGACAAAGAAUGCUAGUCUAUCUGCCGCAAGAGGAAUUUUCUGGAGCACUGUCGCCAGCGGCCUUGGAGGUUUUGCAGUCGUCAUUCUCUUUCUGUUUUGCGUUCCCGAUGCCAACACACUCUUCUCAUUUGGCGGCGCUCAACCGUUCGUACCUCUGUACGCUGCUAUACUUGGUGAGGGGGGACAUGUUUUCAUGAAUAUCAUCUGUAUUGUUGCAUUGUGGUUUAACACGGCGAUUGCGAUUCUUGCCGCGUCACGAUUGGUAUUUGCUGUUGCAAGGGAUGGCGUCCUGCCGUUCUCACCAUGGGUGGCCAAGAUGGUUAAUGACCAGCCUCGAAAUGCUGUGCUCGUGGUUUGGGGCACUGCAUCAAUUAUUACCUGCACAAUUUUACCGUCGGCUGUCGCAUUCACCUCGUUGGUCUCGGCUGCCGGAGUGCCUUCAGCCGCUGCAUAUGGACUGAUUUGCCUGGGUCGCCUUUUUCUGACACCGAAAAAGUUCCCAAAGCCCGCAUGGAGUCUUGGUCGUCUGAGCAAGCCUUUUCAGGCCAUUGCCGUCUUGUGGAAUGGCUGGGUCGUGGCUGUCUUGUACUCGCCUUAUGUUUUCCCUGUCACUGCCGACACUCUCAACUACGCUCCAGUCAUUAUGGGUAUUGUCACCAUUUCUGCAAUCUUGUCCUGGUGGUUUAUCCCAUCUGAGAAAUGGCUUCCCAGUAAGCGAAUUCAAGAGACACUGGAUGCAGGGGAGAGCAGCGAGAGUAUUACUUGA